AUGAGUGAAGUGUUUAGUAUAUAUUGUUUUAUUAUGGUGUUUUGUAUACAAGUGGAGAGUUUUAGAGGGUAUAAAAAUAGUUUUGAGCUGGGGUUUAAACGCUAUUGCAAGAGUAAUGAGAAUAAUUUAACUGCUCCAAAAGAUUUGGUUGAAACUGUGGAAAUAGCAGAUCAAGUAGCAGAUUUUAUCACUGAUAAUAGUAAACCUGAGAUUGCCAAUACCAGAUUUGGUAUUGAUAAGAGUAUGAUUUACACGUUAAGUAAUGAUGACUAUGUGGUUGUGGGAAAGAUUCUUGGGGUUUAUGGAUUGCAUGGCAAUGUUAAAGUUAAGAGUUAUACAUCCCAGCCUGAGAUUAGACUAUGUGAGCCUGGGUAUAGGUAUCUUAAGAUCCCAUUUAAUGACGAGAAGGUUAUACCAAUUAACCUCCUUAGAGGUAGAAUCUCGGGAACCAAGGAUGUUUACAUUGUGAAGUUUGAAGGUUUUGAUAACGUACACCAGGCACAAAGGAUAACCAACACUUACCUCACAGUACCACUAUCAAUCAUGCCACCGCUUGAAGAGAAUACCUACUACGCAAGGGAUAUCAUUGGACUGGGAUUAUACCUCUAUAAUGACAUCAAUAAGACCAAAUUGGGGAACAUUAUGUCCUUCAUACAUUAUUCAGAUUUAGCUUUCAAGAAGAAGUAUGAAGAAGCAUGUGAUGACUUGAUUGAAGUUCAGCUAGAUAUGAAGGUUUCAUUAAAAACAUUAAUUGAUGUCUCAAGAGCAGCAAUUAAUACCACACAAAAUAGUGAGGAGGUUAAGAAUGAACCUCCAAAAAAAUGUAGUUUGGUAAUGGAUAGGGAUUUAGAGGAAGCCGAUGAAGUGAUUGAACCGUCUCAGGAGUUUGAAAAUCCAUACUUCAAGUCAGUGAUGUACGUCAAAUGUUAUGAAUGCUCAAUAUGUAAAAAGGAAUUCACUAAUCAAACAAAGGCACUAAUCCAUGAAAAUUCACAUAAUACUAAUUCGAACAAAGAAUUAGUUAAUUCUGUGGAGCAGAAAAACACUGAAGAGGAGAAAAGCGACCAAAGUAUUGAUAAAAAGAUAAAAAUAAUGAGUAUUGACGAAAUAGCGGAAAAUGAAAUUAAAAGACCAAUCAGACGUUUUUAUGUGCCUUUAGUUAGAAAUGAAACUGUAAAGUACAUUGAUGUCGAGAAUAAAAGCGUUUAUGUAGAUCCUUACACCAUAUUUAUAGGAGAAGAUAAGUAA
Theileria parva strain Muguga is the source of this 1248-nucleotide messenger RNA. RefSeq names its product 16S rRNA processing protein RimM (gene rimM). The transcript has 3 exons. Gene Ontology annotation, molecular function: ribosome binding. Lineage: Eukaryota; Apicomplexa; Aconoidasida; Piroplasmida; Theileriidae. Bases 1 to 1248 code for a protein of 415 amino acids. The record is from RefSeq and is a predicted model, not a curated record. Gene Ontology annotation, biological process: rRNA processing. Gene Ontology annotation, cellular component: ribosome.